Molecule: messenger RNA, 4022 nt
Organism: Sceloporus undulatus (fence lizard)
Lineage: Eukaryota; Metazoa; Chordata; Lepidosauria; Squamata; Phrynosomatidae
Gene: C1S
Product: complement C1s
Exons: 12
Coding region: 257-2329 (690 amino acids)
Biological process (GO): complement activation; proteolysis
Cellular component (GO): extracellular region
Molecular function (GO): serine-type endopeptidase activity; calcium ion binding
Source: RefSeq, a predicted model, not a curated record
GAGUGAGGGAUGCAACUUUCAAACGGCAGAGGGCAACAGAGUUCUUCAAUUAACCAAUAUCAAUUAUCUCAGGGCAGUAUGUGUUGGGAAAUGUGAAGAGGAAAAUAGAAGAGGCAGCAGGAGAGAAAAACAGCUGAAGAGAGAAGGAAUAAAAGGUCUAUUUCAGAGGAAGAAGAAAGAAGCAAACCACUCAGCAGUGUCUUGUGUUUGUCUAAAUCUGAUGCUUUAGCACUCUGGCUUGGAGGAAGAAGUUGAGAUGGAGUUUUUACAGAUGUGCAGCUUCAUCUCAUGGUUCCUCCUGGCUUGCACAGAGGCAUCCAUGUAUGGAGAGAUCCUCUCUCCAAACUAUCCUCAGGCUUAUCCCAACGACGCUCUAAAAUCCUGGGAAAUAAGCGUUCCUCCAGGGUAUGGCAUCCGCCUUUACUUCACCCACUUGGACAUAGAACCAUCUCAGAACUGCGAGUAUGAUUUUGUGAAGGUUGUGUCUGGUAACCAAGUAGAAGGUCAACUUUGCGGUCGGAAGACAAGACGCCAUCCUGGUUCUUAUAUUCUGGAGGAAUUUUAUGUCCCCUACAAUACCUUGACUGUCACCUUUCAGUCUGACUUUUCCAAUGAAGAGAGAUUCACUGGGUUUGCUGCUUAUUAUACUGCAGUGGAUGUGAAUGAGUGCACAGAUUUUGUAGAAGAACCUUGCAGUCAUUAUUGCAAUAACUACAUUGGUGGCUACUUUUGCUCUUGCCCAGCUGAGUAUUUCUUGCAUGAGGAUCAAAAGACAUGCGGAGUGAACUGCACUGGGAACAUGUUUACUGAACUAUCUGGCGAAAUCACCAGCCCCAACUACCCUGACUUAUAUCCGGAGAAUUCGCAGUGUGAUUACCGUGUGUCUUUGGAGCCAGGAUAUCGGGUUGUCCUGACCAUUGGAAAGAAGGACUUUGAUGUGGAGCCAGCUGGUCUGGAAGGAAACUGUCAUGAUGCCUUAAGGAUCUUGGCAGGAGAUGAACAUUUUGGCCCCUACUGUGGCAAUAUAUUCACCGGGCCUCCAGAAAUCAAGACUAGAAGCAAUAUUGUUGACAUCUUCUUUCAAACAGAUCAUGCAAUGCAAGGCAAAGGCUGGAAACUGCGCUACUUUGGGGAUCCAAUGCCCUGUGCGAAGACUGUUAUUCCAAAUUCUUUUCUGGAUCCCGUAAGAGACCGCUAUGUCUUUAAGGAUUCUGUAAUGGUAUCUUGUGCAGAAGGCUAUGAGGUUGUGAUGCCACAAGGCAGCCUUACAUCCUUUCACUCAAGGUGUCAAAGCAAUGGCCAGUGGAGCAACUCUGACCGCAGAUGUGUCCCUGUAAAUUGUGGCAUUCCUGAUCCUAUUGAAAACGGGGCAGUCAUUUACCUGUCAGGAUUUGAAGAGACUCAUUACCAAGCCACUGUCCGCUAUGAUUGCAAUGAACCCUAUUAUACACCAAAGCGCAAUGGAAAAGGAGUUUAUCGGUGUUCAGCCAGUGGGAAAUGGGUAGAUGAAGAAGAGAAAACAGAACUUCCAGUUUGUGUCCCAGUCUGUGGAGUUCCCCAUACAUCUAUUGAAGAAACAGGGAGGAUUUUUGGAGGUACAUUUGCUAAAGAAGGAAACUUCCCUUGGCAGAUCUAUUUUGAAAAUCCCCGAGGUGGUGGCGCUCUAAUUUCAGACCGAUGGAUACUUACAGCAGCCCAUGUGCUGGAUGGACAUCCAAACCCAACUGUCUAUGCUGGUCUGCUCCUAGUUGGCCCCAAUGCCAUGAAUGAAGCUAGCCCACUCGAUGUGGCUGAGCCAAUCAUCCAUCCCAAGUGGGCAAAAAGUACAGCAGAAUACCAGACUAACUUUGAUAAUGACAUUGCUUUGUUGAGACUGAAGAAACCUGUGACACUAGGGCCCACCAUUUCCCCAAUCUGCCUUCCUGGUACAUCUUCUGAAUAUGAUCCGCAAAUUGGGACCACGGGAUUUGUAGCUGGCUGGGGCAGCACGGAAACUCGGAAAUCAUCACUGAAACUCAGGGCAGCCAAGAUCCCAGUGCAUGAUAUGGAUAUGUGCCGGAGAGUGAAGCCAGAUCCUCCUGCAGAUGCAUUGACCUAUGUCUUCACAGAAAAUAUGAUUUGCGCUGGGGAUGGCCGAAGGGACAGCUGUCAUGGGGACAGCGGUGGGGCAUAUGCUAUCCAAGAUCCUCAUAAUGAGACACGCUACUAUGUUGCUGGCUUAGUUUCUUGGGGCCCAAAGUGUGGCACUUAUGGUCUUUACACUAAGGUGGCAAACUAUGUGGAUUGGAUUGCAGGAGUCAUGAGCCAGUACAGAGAACCAGAAGACUAGUUGCAUCUACAUCAUGGUCACUGCUUGUCUCCCCAGGCACCCACUGACUAUAUUAAUUUGUUCAUUUCUAAGUGCUAGCACAUGAAAGGGAUAUUUGGAGCUAAGGUUUAUAUGACUACAAUCUGCUUUACAUUGCCUGUUUUCUUCUUCUGAAAAGCAAAAUAGCCGCAGCUCUGAAUGCUUUGUUAUGUAUGACUGGUAGAUGAUGCUAAUUCCUGUUAACAGGAAUUCAAUGCAGUUUCUCCUAUAGUUUGAACCAGCUGGGGAAGGUACAGUCUUGGUGUGCAACUAAUCAUUCAUUUUAGCAGUCCUUGUGCAGGAAAAUCAUCUCUGACAUAUUGGAUAGUCCACUGUGUAAGUUAGUGUUUUGUGGGUGAAUUUGGAAAUGCCAUUUGCCAUUCCUUUGAGCACCAAAAUCAAAGACUGAUGCUGUGUGCCCCACCUGGGUGGUGACACUUAUGUUAUACUACUAUUCCCCCAAGAUAUUUGGGUUUCUUGCAGAAAAUCAGUUGCUUUGCCUUUUUGAGCCUUACAGAAGCAUUUGUACAGAACCACAAGAGUGACUUCUUUGUUGCUACAACUUCACUAGUCCCAACGCUGCAACGGAAGGAGCCACCUUCACUUGUUUUAGUAGUGAUAGCAGUUCAGCAACCUGUUCAUCUGUUAUAAAACAUUAAACAAGAGCUGUGCACUCUAGUGUCGGAAAAGGCAGGAGCGGGUAUUCUUCUAAAACAUUAGUGUCUAACCUUUCUUUUAAUUAGGAGGAAGGGGUGAUAAGAGAAUCUGGCAGCACCUUUAAGACUAACUGGUUUUUAUUUUAGUUUGAGCCUUUGUGAAUAUAAAACCACUUCCUUGGAGGCAGUACAGAGUGAUAUUAAAGUAUGUUCAUACAGUUGUGGGAGUGGGAUUGAAUGUAAUAGGAUCCAGAAAGGUGCAAAUCAUGUUCUUGCCCUACAUUUUCAAAGGGCUGGGUGAUGUGAUACAAGACUUUCAGAUCUGUAAAGUGGUCAGUUUUGAUGUGUGAAAGCAAUACAUCAAUUUACCAAAAAGUGAGUUUCCCUAGAUUCAAAGCUCUCUCUGGGAAGAUUCCUUUUAUAAUAUGUGCAGUAGUGAGGACACUUGUAUGAGAAUGUAUGUAGUUCCCCAUGAAACCAGUGUCUAAUCAUACCUCUGCUAAUGGUUUGGAAUUUGUGAAUAUGUGUCCUAGUCCAACACUCAGACCACUAUGACUCUUCUUGUAUAUGGUUUACCAAACCUAAAAGAAACUAUGUUUUAAAAGACUUCUAGGAAUUAAAAAAGCAUGGUAGGAGAAGCUGUUUUUCAUCACAAGCAUUAUCCAACUGAAACACACACCAAAUGCAUCCCACUCUGUUACAGAAGGUUGUGAGGUUUGCUUUUCCUGAAGUGAGAUUUUAGGUUUGCAUGGAUGCCUCCUGAACUUUCAGAGGAGCCUUGAUAUCCUUGUUUAUGCUACUGAAGUGCAGGUGGUUUUUGUGGGGGAUCAUAUUUGUGUCCAACAGGAAAACAAAAGCAUUUCAUUCUCUCCGAAGAUGAAAACAUUAACAUACAUUUGAAAUAAGCCCUUGCCACAGCCAGAGAAUCUGCCUAGCUUCACUUGCAUGUUUGGAAGCUGUUCUGAUUUUAUAGUGUAAAACAAUAUUUUAAAUAAUAAAUCAUUAUUCCUUGUAAUACA